This is a messenger RNA of Verruconis gallopava, 2911 nucleotides long. RefSeq lists its product as uncharacterized. Gene Ontology annotation, biological process: protein ubiquitination; ubiquitin-dependent protein catabolic process; negative regulation of septation initiation signaling. Lineage: Eukaryota; Fungi; Ascomycota; Dothideomycetes; Venturiales; Sympoventuriaceae. The coding region runs from base 452 to 2443 and encodes 663 amino acids. Gene Ontology annotation, molecular function: ubiquitin protein ligase activity; protein binding. The record is from RefSeq and is a predicted model, not a curated record. Gene Ontology annotation, cellular component: ubiquitin ligase complex; cytosol; mitotic spindle pole body. The transcript has 3 exons.
CAGUGACGAGCAGCGGGCCGUCCGCCCAUAUUUUGCCUUCCCCUCACCCACCACAGCCGUCGCCUGCGCAUCGCCCAAGUCUCCUGCGCUAACGCUUCUCUUGUCCGCGCCCUGACAACAGCCACCGCCUGGAAUGUUGUCGCCUUUCCUCAUCUCCCAUGCCUCGAAACACCGUCCGCGGUCAUCCUCCUAUGCUUUGAUGCGCCCCCCCCUUUGCCGCUCUUUUGGUCUUGUGCUUCCUCGAGCCCUCACGCACGCAACGCUCGCCCUCGCCGUGUUUUCCUGUCUCGUUCGUGACCGGUUGACUGCCGUCCCAGCUGCUCACCGAGACCACUAGGAAUGAUCAGGUGAAUUCGAGGCGCCUCCCCCGUCCUCCCAAACCGCCCUCCCACGCCCUUCCCCCCGUGUUCGACAAUAAAAUCCAAGUCCUCUAUUCUCCCACUCCAUUAGUAUGUUCACCACCACCCCGGUGCCCACGCUGUCCACGACGACUGCGACGACCGCUCAAUCUCCUCCCACCUCCCCAACGCGCACGUCCCGCCUUCGGGGCCUGAGCUAUCUGCGCAACUACACCCAGAACCUUCACGGUCGUUCCGACAGCGACUCUGCCUCACGCAACACUCGGCCAGCAUUCCCUCGUGCUCGCAGUCAGCCCUCGUCAGACUCUGUCCGCCACCAAACCUCGUCCCACGACACGCCAGCUCCCGCAUCCGCCGGCUUCCCUCCUUCGACGUCAACGUCAGCACCAGGCGGACGAGCCGCGAGCCCACUGGGUAGCGCCCGCAACGCUACCGCCACCACCACGAACACAUCCACCACCACCACCACCACAACAUCUCAGACACCGUCCUCCACUGCGUCCACGCCUGCAGCCAGCGGUUGGGUGCCGAGCGGCAACAAAAGCGACGGAACGCCCCGCUCCCGCAUCCGCCAGCAGAGCACCUCGGACGAAACCCCUUCGUCGGCUCCUGCGCCCACCGUCACCACGCCGGCCGAGUCCACGCCUGCCCGUGCUGCAAUGACGCGCUCUCGAGCAGACACGACGGGCCCGGUGCUCACAGUGCGCAAGCAGAGCGGCCCCCGUUCCUCUAGUGCGGACGCUUCAGACUCAGCUUCGCAGGCCAGAGCCAACCCUCUGCCCACGAUCCGCUUCAUCCCUCACUUUGACCCUCGUGCCAACAGGCCGUCCUUGUCCUUCCCCGCCGUGACUCGCACUCUACCCACUCCCAACUCCGUCAUUAAGGUUGGCCGCUACUCUGAGCGUGAGAAUGCCCCAGACUCGCUCCCCGCCAAUGGCAGUGUCCCGUCUUCUGCACCAGUGGGCUUCAAGUCCAAAGUCGUCAGCAGACGACACUGCGAGUUCUGGUGCCAGAACAACCAGUGGUACGUGCGUGACGUGAAGUCCUCGUCCGGCACGUUUUUGAACCACGUGAGGCUCAGCCCACCAGGCCAAGAGAGCAGGGCUUUUGCUGUGAACGACGGCGACGUGAUCCAAUUGGGCAUUGACUUUCGCGGCGGCGAGGAGAUGAUCUUCCGGUGCGUCAAGAUACGGAUCGAAUGCAACAGAGGAUGGCAGAAGCAUCCGAAUAACUUUAAUAAAAAGACGCAUAAGCAAUUGUUGGCGCGGCAAAAGGGUACGAAGGAUGCCACUUCCCAACGAGAUUCGGACACGGCGUCAGUGAAUUCUUCAGAGUGCUCUAUUUGCCUCAUGUCUAUUGCACCCUGUCAGUCUUUGUUCGUUGCUCCUUGUUCCCAUGUCUGGCACUACAAAUGCAUUCGGCCCAUCCUCAACGGUCACACGUGGCCCAACUUCCUGUGUCCCAACUGCCGCGCCGUUGCAGACCUCGAGGCCGAGGUGGACGAGCAAGAAGAGGACGAAGGCGACUGGCAAGAAGACGACGACCUAGCAGACGCCAUAGCUGCCAGCACUGCCGCAGAGAGUGCUUCUGCGGCAGCGGGUCCCAGUAACAGUGGCAGCAGUGGUCACACAUCAGCAGCAGCCGUUUCAGACGAACCCGAAGGCCAAAGGACGCCGCGAGCCAUGCAGCCAGCUCGUCACAGGGACGGUUCUUCAGAGGACGACGAUGUGUCUAAUCUUGCCCUGCACGCGCUCAGUCUGACCGAAACGAGCACCAACAACCCACCACAUUCCUCAGAGGACGACACACCUCCCGAGGACGACGAGCACGCGACACAGGUCGAUAUCUCCGAGGAUGCGAGCGGCGCCGCAGCGGUUUCAGGGCCGCGAGCCAUUCCUGCGGCGGCAAGGACGCUGGAUCUCACCCCUGGAGGCGCGCUGAACUCGGAGUCGGUGCUCACACCGCGUAACGACAUUGGACCUUUUGUGCUGGAUGGGGGAGCGGGGAGAAGCACAACGGGAGGCCCUCGAAACGUGGCUCCCGCGAGCCUGGAUUCUGUGGCAGGCGGGUCGCAAUCGUCAUAGCACAGAUUAAGAAGAAAAACGAACGGUCAGCGCGGGGUUAUUUGCAUUAAGAUGAUACCCCGACAUGUGCAAUCCAAUUGUUUACGGGCGGCCUUCUGCUCCACGCCUCUGCAUCUGCGUUUGGCGUUGCUGUCCACAGGCUGAAAAAAAAACGAGGAAGAAGAGAACGUGACAAUGGAGAAGCAACGAAAGGAAACAUUGUACUUGUAUUUUAGCUUGCUGUCAAGAUUUUUGUAAGGCGACUGGAGCAUUCGCAUGGACUAGGCGACCGGCACAACCGAACCGACUCGACAGCAUGUUUCCCUUCACAAAAUUCCUGUUGUGUCGAUCAUAAGCGCAAAGAGUUCUUGCCUGUCGAUAGAAUCCCCGCCUGCUCCUUUUGAGGAAGAUUCCCGAGAUCUUGUACCGUUUUCUCUAACCAUCCUCCAUUCAUGAUGCUAUUUCAGUGGGGUAUCGUGGUGCAAAGUC